UCAUUGACCUGUAAAUGUUUGUGUAACACAAACAUUAUAUUAUUAAAAUUUUAUUAUACAUUCUUGUUAGUUAGUUUUAUUACUGUGUUAUUAUUAAAUCUUAAAUAUUAAUUUGAUGUAAUAGGUUCCCAUUCUAAACAUUAUAGUCAUAAUUUUGUUUUACAAAUGUAAUCAAAUAAUUCAUUACUUAAAAUAGAAUUUAACUUAUUUUCCUGUACACCUAACAGAACCAAACUAAUUUUAUUUAAGCAGUAAUACAAAUUAAUAGGAAGACGAAUCCAGAGUGCUUGAUUAAAAUAGAAAAAUGGUUGUAACAAAUAUUUGCUGCUUGGGAGCUGGCUAUGUAGGGGGUCCAACCUGCAGUGUCAUAGCAUUGAAGUGCCCAGACAUCCGGGUAACCGUUGUGGAUUUAAGCCAGGAACGGAUUGCCCAGUGGAAUUCGGAUAAACUACCAAUAUAUGAACCUGGCCUAGAUGAAGUGGUCCGGAGGUGUAGAGGGGUCAAUUUGUUUUUUACUUCAGAUGUGGAAACAGCAAUUAUUGCGGCAGAUCUCAUUUUCAUUUCAGUUAAUACUCCUACUAAAGCUUUCGGCAAUGGAAAGGGUCGAGCAGCUGACCUGAAGUACGUAGAAGGAGCUGCGAGGCUGAUAGCUGAAGUAGCCACAGGUCACAAGAUUGUCGUAGAGAAGAGCACAGUGCCCGUCCGAGCAGCUGAGAGCAUCAUGAACAUACUGAAGGCCAAUCAGCGACCAGGAGUGUCUUAUCAGAUCCUGUCAAACCCAGAAUUCCUGGCUGAAGGGACGGCAAUCGAGGAUCUUCUGAAUGCUGACAGAGUCCUGAUUGGUGGUGACGAGGACUCGGCAGAAGGCAGAGCUGCGAUCGAACAACUCUGCUGGGUCUACGAGCACUGGAUACCUCGGAAACACAUCCUCACUACCAACACUUGGUCCUCCGAACUGUCCAAACUGGCAGCCAAUGCGUUCCUAGCUCAGCGGAUAUCAAGUAUUAACUCCCUAUCAGCUGUGUGUGAGGCUACUGGCGCAGACGUGUCAGAGGUGGCUAGAGCAGUUGGCACGGACACAAGAAUUGGCUCAAAGUUCCUUCAGGCCUCUGUGGGAUUCGGUGGAAGCUGCUUCCAGAAAGACAUUCUCAAUCUGGUAUACAUCUGUGAGUGUCUAAAUCUACCAGAGGUUGCUGCCUAUUGGCAACAGGUGAUUGACUUGAACGAGUAUCAAAAGUCUCGGUUCACAAACAAGGUGAUCACUUCGCUGUUCAACACGGUGACUGACAAACAGAUCGCAAUGUUGGGCUUUGCAUUUAAGAAGGAUACCGGAGAUACGCGCGAGUCACCUGCAAUCCAUGUAGCAAAGACAUUGCUAAUAGAAGGCGCCAAGCUGCACAUCUAUGAUCCCAAGGUGGAACACAAUCAAAUAAUUGAGGAUUUAACUCAAUCAGAAGAUCCUGAGAGGUUGAAGAAGCAGAUAACAAUACACAAGGAUGCUUACUCUGCGACUAAAGGCACCCAUGCUAUUGUGUUGUGUACGGAGUGGGAUGAGUUUAUGGUACUAGAUUACCACAGGAUCUACAACAGUAUGAUGAAGCCAGCCUACGUAUUUGACGGUCGGAAGAUUCUUGACCACGAAGCUCUGAUGAAGAUCGGAUUCCAAGUUCACACGAUCGGAAAGCGGAUAUCUCGAGGGUUGAAGAGAUCGUGGGGGACGAGUCAGCAUCUCCAGUUAUAAGCUAGGUUAUAAACUCAUGACAUUUAUUGUACUAAGUGCAAUAAUCAAUUAACUAAGUGUAUGUAACUGCAAUAAUCAGGGCUGGGCAAAAGUAUAUUUUCUCAAAUAAGUGACAGUGAGAGAUCACAGUUCCAAUACAUGAGCCUACGAUUGUCUGUACACUUCUGCAUCAUGUGUAGGCUUGAAGACUGCACUAAUGAUAAACGAAAAUUUGGAAGACUUGAUCUUUUCUUAUGACAGGAUCAGGAAAAUUUACAUUAUGGUCUACCCGCUACCAGGGAUGACUUAAAUCUUAAUUUUUACAUUACUAGAUUAUUAACUUCCAGUGGUCCUGGAACAGUCUGUAAACCUCAAGGCUGUAGGUUGUGGAAUCGGCAAGCCGAUUCUAGAUUCACUUAUUCAAUGUUGUGGAUGAGCCCCAUUACAGAGAAUUAAGAUAUAGUGGAUACAAGAUUAUGGGACAGCCAUGCGCUUUUAGCUCUGCUAUGUUGGGGCGGAAAAGUACCAGUAUCGAGACUGGAAGAGCCCAAACAGAUAUGGCUACAUAGUAUUGUUGUACAGCAGUUGUAGUGCACAGGGUCUUCCUAUAGCGUCAGCGCUAUAAAUGCGUGAUGGUGAGGGGGGAAAGGAGAGCGGGAGGGGACGACAAACAGAAUUUGCACUAGACACCAGAGGCUACACCACUUAAGUGUUCCAUUGAAUGUAUGUAUACCCUGUUUCUUAUUUCUCUGUGGCGCUAUAUGACAGUCUGGGGAAGCAGGUUUAAAAGUCUUGCAACAGCAUACAAAGGAUUCUGUUUAAAAAAAUAGCUGCUACAAAAUAUUGCACAUGUGUAGCCAUAACAGGCUACUUUAAAAGGGGCUGAGACUCGUGGUACCAAUUGUUAAAACAUUAUGUGGGUUUCUGUUGUGGUAUCCAAUUAUUUUUGUCCCCAAGUUCCCUUCUGGACCAGAACCAUAGAUUAUACCAUUGACAAUUGGAUACUGAAGUAGACAUCACAUCCUUUGCUGUCACAAAUUUUUAAUAUUAAAGAGCAUAUUCGUGUGAGCCACUCAGAGAAUGUGCGAUUGUCUAAAAUUCUCCUAUUUUCUACACUUAUUUUUUGUUACCAACUGAGUUGAUGGGGCCAUAACAGUUGCUGUAGCUCACAAUAAGUCAUUCCAUUAGUUUGACUUGGUAAAAAAAGUUUGUGUAUUUGAUAGAAAUCAAUAAUUUAAAUCAGUACAAUAAAUAAUAAAUAGUUGGCUCACAUCAACUACGACAAUUUAGUUUUUGUUUUAAUAGGUGACAACUUCAGCUUGGGGAUGAAUUGUCUAGUUGUAUCAAUAGUCAAAGAUUAAACAUAGUUCUUCAUAGAUUUAUCUCUUAAUAUUUUUACCUAAGAGGUUUGCAACAAUUUUUCUUUGGCACGUGAGUGAAGAACCAGUUCUAGAAUGAACUGUGAUGACAGAUGUGUGGAUGUACUGGAACAUACAACUCUGUUUGACAAGCUUCUCAAUGAUAAAUCUUGGAUGUAUUACGGCAAAUUAGUGGCAGACUUAAAACCGUAGUAUUCAUAAGUAUUUUUGUGAAACAUUGGUUUUUUUCAAUGUAGAGACCUUCAUUUUGAGACCAUUCAAGUCACAUUCCCAACUGUAAAAAGACAGUCUAAUCUACAGUUAGUCUAAACAUGUUUAAUAUCUUACAACAUCGAGCUAUUUGGUGAUGUUUACAGAUUUUAUUUAUUCUUUCUUUUAUGUGUUGUUGUUGUGAUUUCUUACCCGUUGAAUUGAAUUAAGUACAAAAAUCAAGAUUAGUCUUAUCUGGAAUUAAGUAAACUUAAAUAUGUACUAUAUAACAAAAUUACCUUCAGAAAGAAAAACUUAAUUUUUUUAAUUAUUACAGUGUAGGUUGAAUUACUAUGUUGAAAAAAUAAAAUAAAAAAACUGAUAAAUAUUUGUAACGGCUGGCAAAAGUUUCAUCUGGUCUUUUAACAUGUUCGCUACCGCAAUAGUACUAAAUUUUGCAUUCAUAUGGACCAGCAACACACAUUUGCAACGGCCGGUUUCUAUUCAUAGACUGGUCAUUAAAUAGACUGACGUCGCAUAUUUGCAUCGGUGUCCCAAGGUUAUUAAAAAGCUUAUAUCUUCGUAACGGUCUAUUUGAAGGCCCUUAAUUCUCUGCAGUGGUCUACAGGGAUGUCUUUCGCAUAUGUGCGUCACUUGGUCUUUGGAUAUGAUGAUUCGGGACGUCAUAAAGAUAGUUGGCAAAACUGUUUUUUACAUAUUGCUGCACCACUGGCCCGCAGUCUGCUUGUACUGUUAACCAAGUGACACCCGGUCUAUGUGUGUAAUCUUAAAAUGUAUACCUCGGGUCGUGGCAAUGGCCGCAGCGUCGCAAAUUUAUGGCGAUAGGUAGUGAACGUGUUAAAAUGAAUUCAUAAAGCUAUUUGAAUCUCACUACACUGUAUCAUGGUGAGUAUAAGGGUGGGUAGAGGGCAAGGGACCCAGGUCCCCCAAAAAUUAUGAAUAUGAAGGGAAAAUUAGUACCAUAAUAGAUAUUUUUUAUUAUUUAAUGUCAAAAAUAUAGAAGUGUCACCUUGGUAAAGUAAAAAUGACAUUCAGCGUAAAUUACCUUCUAAUUCUAAAUAAAUGUGGUCAGUAAAACUGAGAUAAAGAGCGGGUGCCUUAGUUAAAAUUACUUCCUAACCUUACAUUAUUCUAAGGCCCCCUCUUAAAAAAACAUAUUCCUUAUAUUCUCCACUGACUAUUACUUAUUAGAUCAAUAAUUUAAUUAAGAAAUUCAAUUUUUAGUACAAUCUUUAUUUAAUUUAUUGAGUAGGUAAUGAUUUUGAACAAAUAUAUUUCUAUAAGAAGCAUUUUCCUUGAUCAAAUGUAUUAGGUAGCCUAUAUUUAUUCCUAAGAUCUUAUUUAUUGCAAUGUGUAUGAUGUUUAGUUUUAGUUUUGUUUAAUAUGUUUUGGUUAAGUUAUUUCAAGGAAUGCACUACACAAAUAAGAUAUGAUGAACGGUACCAACAAAAGUAAAUUUAUUUAGUAAUUAUAGAAAAAAUCUUUAUUUACAGUUGUCAUGAAAAAUUUAAUUUUGUUCACUUGAAUUUGCUAGCAAAACAUCUGAUUUCUUAACAGUUUUAAAAAAUCUUAUUCUCAUUUUCUAAGCAGCCGAUUUACUAUACUCACUCACUCUAAGAAGCCUGGUUUACAAGGGGCAAGUACGGCGAGCGAGUCAGUGUGCGAGUUGCCACUCGUUUUUUAACUCGCUUGUUGUUGACAUGCAGGCGAGUCGAGUAUCGGGGAGUGGGUAAAAAGAGGUCAGUUGAGAGAGUGAGUCUACUAGUUUAGUUGAAAACUGAGUUGCUCGGUCCAGUAACUUCCCCACCACCACGAUUUGCCCGCAAAACAAAAAGGAGAGUUUAAUGUUGGUUUACUGUCCAAUAUGUUUUAUUGCGAGGUUAGUUUAGUAGUCAAUGAUUCAGUUGACCGAUCCUUGCCCUUUGUUGCAUUGUUUUAUUGUACCGUAUAUAAAUCUAGUAUCUACUCUUAUAAAAUUUAGUUUAACAAAUCUUUUUACAACUAAAUCUACUCUACCCUAUGUAAAUGUUGUUGUUUUCACCUUCCACUUUGGUCAAUUUCGUCACCAUUUCAAAGUUAACCACUGAAUUGAAGUGAUGAUUCAGUUCAAUUCUAAUAUUUAAUCUAAUUCAGUGAUGUGAGUUCUAAAUUCAGCAUUAUACUCUUGACGUGCCAUUUUAAACUCAAACAACAUUUUAACACGAAAGCUAGGAUAUCUGCCUAUGGAGUACCCUACACCAAAGAGAAGUUAAAAAAAUACUUCUCUGCGCAUAUUGCCCUACUGUCCCUGUCCGAAAUAGGGAUGCGUUGGGACAGUCUAUUGAAGUAAUUGGCGAGUUGAACAAAAUUAACAACUGGGCUUAGUAACUGGGCUGAACAACUCGACCGUCAUACUCGACCCGUGUAAACCAGGCUUGAGUGACAACUAAAGAAAACAAAAUUCAGGCCUACCAAUUGAGGAACAAAUUAUUUAUGACUGCAGCAGUUUUUGAGCUAGAAAUACAACGGAAGGUAGCACUGGCACAGAAACUCUGCUAGAAAAUCGAGACGCUGUAAAAUUUGGUUAUGAUGGUUAUAAGCAAAUCAGCACAUUGGCUCAUUUCUUUAUGUAUGUAUAAUCCCAUUAUCCCCUUGUUCAAAUGUAAGUACAAAAUGUACUUUAUCCCUUAGUAGAAAUUGUGGCCAACAUAUCACGAUUCUUUCAUUCUGUUGUAUCUCUAGCUAAGUGAGAUAAUGCUUUUUUAACCAGUUAUUUUUCGUUCAUGAACAAUGCAACUAACCAAGUAGGCAUAUGUUAAUUAUUUGUUUGCAAAAUAGUGCAUUACAUUUACGUUUUAUUAAAUUUGUACCUAUAAGAAGUUUUACCUGUCACAGAAUAGCAACUGUGGACAAAAUGUAAUGUACGAUUCUUGAACAAAGAAUCCUUCUCAAACUUGAUAAGAUUGAUAAUGCUGAUGUGUCUAAAAUUUUCUCUUGUUGAAACAGUAUCACCUGGCCAAUCAAUUGCAUAAAUAACUAUUGUCGUCAUUUUGAUUUUAUCUCUCUUUAAAGAAGUUGUUUGACCAACAACCCGAGUAAUAAAGUUUAUGAGUAAAAUGUAUAAUAUUUAUACAUGAACAUAAGUGAUAAUUUUAAAAUUUCACAUUAAGCUACCAAAUAUUUCCUUUGUAACUGCAUAUACUCAUUAGUUAAUACUCAAUUUUCUUUA
Messenger RNA from Macrosteles quadrilineatus (aster leafhopper), 6517 nucleotides. RefSeq names its product UDP-glucose 6-dehydrogenase (gene sgl). Gene Ontology annotation, molecular function: NAD binding; UDP-glucose 6-dehydrogenase activity. The transcript has 10 exons. Bases 305 to 1741 code for a protein of 478 amino acids. Gene Ontology annotation, cellular component: nucleus; cytosol. Gene Ontology annotation, biological process: glycosaminoglycan biosynthetic process. The record is from RefSeq and is a predicted model, not a curated record. NCBI's taxonomy places the organism in Eukaryota, Metazoa, Arthropoda, Insecta, Hemiptera, Cicadellidae.